This is a messenger RNA of Apus apus (common swift), 3856 nucleotides long. RefSeq names its product dickkopf WNT signaling pathway inhibitor 2 (gene DKK2). Gene Ontology annotation, cellular component: extracellular region. Gene Ontology annotation, biological process: multicellular organism development; negative regulation of canonical Wnt signaling pathway. Gene Ontology annotation, molecular function: co-receptor binding; receptor antagonist activity. The record is from RefSeq and is a predicted model, not a curated record. NCBI's taxonomy places the organism in Eukaryota, Metazoa, Chordata, Aves, Apodiformes, Apodidae. Bases 402 to 1211 code for a protein of 269 amino acids. The transcript is spliced from 4 exons.
GUGCUGGUGACUGCACUGGUGGGAGCUGCCCUGGAUGCAGUUGCCUCAUAGCUUGUCGCUCUCAGUUACUAAAGAAUUGCCUGGACUUCUCGAGGACUUGGAGCAAAAAGCCAUCACUUUACAGACCCGAUAGUUGCUCAGUUCCUAUAGACUUGACACGGGUUUUUCCUAGCGGAUUCUUUUUUUUUUUUUAAAGUAUUUUUUCCUGUGUCUCUCAGAACAGCAGUUCCUUGAGUGUGUGGCAUUGAAAUCCAUGGUGCUUUGUUAACAACUCUGGGAGAUACUUAAAACUUUUUUUCUCUCUGUUUUCUUUGCCUUUAAAAAAAAGCGAAAAAAAAAACCAAAAAAACAAAACAAACAAAAAACCAAAAAAAAAGCUAAUCCUUCUGGGGGGAGGGGAGAUGAUCGUGCUGAUGUGGAAUAAGUGCUCCUGCUGUCUCCUCUUACUAGCCGCGGUCCUGAUCGUGGAGAGCUCCCAGCUAGACAGCUCCAGCUCGAAGGUGAACUCCAUCAAGUCCACCCUGAUGGGGGAGGCUCCAACUCAGACAACCAACAGAUCUGCAGGCAUCCACCAGGGACUGACGCUUGCUAGCAGUAAGAAGGGCAAAAUGCUAGAGCAGAUGGGAAAACCUCCCAAGCUCUAUCACCGUCAAGGAGAGGCCUAUCCUUGUACCAACGAUAAGGAAUGCGAAGUUGGGCGAUACUGUCACAGUCCUCAUCAAGCAACAUCUGCAUGCAUGAUGUGCCGGCGGAAGAAGAAGCGUUGCCACAGAGAUGGCAUGUGCUGCCCUGGGAACCGCUGCAACAACGGUAUUUGCAUACCAGUAACCGAAAGCAUUCUCACACCUCACAUCCCUGCUCUAGAAGGGCCACGCAACAAGAAGAACGGUCAUUAUGCCAGCAAGGAUUUGGGAUGGCACCACCUUGGGAGGCCACGCUCUAAGCUGUCACACAUAAAAGGACACGAAGGCGAUCCCUGCCUACGGUCAUCAGACUGUAUUGAGGGACACUGCUGUGCUCGUCAUUUCUGGACCAAAAUUUGCAAGCCUGUGUUGCAUCAGGGAGAGGUGUGCACCAAACAGCGCAAGAAAGGCUCCCAUGGAUUGGAGAUUUUCCAAAGAUGUGACUGUGCCAAAGGGCUGUCUUGCAAAGUAUGGAAAGAUGCGACCUCCUCUUCUAAAUCCAGACUUCAUGUGUGCCAGAAAAUCUGAAUGAGGAUUGGGAAGAUAGUAUUAAGUGACUGUGGCUUUAUGUCUUUAAUGCAUUACGUCAUGGUGGGAAAUGAAGACUGCAAAUGAAAGCAGAAAGGCUAAAGUAACAGAGUAGGAGUAGAAGUCACACCAAAUGCAUUUCUUUUUUUUGAGCUGGUGGUAAACACAAGUGCAGCUGGAGUUCUACUGUUCAGCUUUUCUGUAAAUAACUGCUACAGUGUGUGGGAAAUGCUAGUACGCAAACCAGUGGAAAUUAACGUUGCUUACCUUGCUGUGUUGUUCUGUGAUGUUUCAGGGGUUCAGUGUUAGGGCUACAGAGGGGUUUCCUGCAUGGUAAUGACUGCUAAAUACAUUGUAUGAAUUGUACUCUUAUAGGAAGCAGUGCCUGCUGGGAAGACUCAUCUGUCAACCCAUUAUUGGUCAUAUUGCAGGUGUGAGAAAUGGAAAUAAAGUUACUGUGAAUGUCCACAAGCCCUUGUCAUUCAGGGCUGAGGCUUCAGCAAAGCAAGCGCUCCUGCAGGACAAGAGUGCUGUUUCACAGGCUCUCAUGAGAGAGGUGAAAACUUGCCAUCUCACAACUUCAAGAAAGUAGCGGUUUCUGUAAGAGCAGGAAUUUAAACAGGGUUGCGUUGGUUGUUUUUUUUUCCUAUACAUAGGUAAAUUGAAAUGCUUUAUGUAGUUCAGUGUCGUAGUAUGGCUCUUAAUUGCUUGUAUUUGCCUCAGUUUACUGCUAGUAUAGAUUGGGUUGAACAGAUGAUGCAAAUGUGCAUGCUGAAUCCAGAAUUAUAGUUGCUCCUUAGUCCGAAAUAUACUUUCUUUGCCUAAGCAUACUUGCAUUAUUGACAUUUCCAAAUGAAAUAGCAGAGCACCGAUGUGCCGAACAUAAAGAGCUAUGAAGUUGUGUCACUGUUUCUGUUGUAACAGAUGAUGUAGACUUUGUUGAGGUGUUAAGAACAUACUCCUACAAACUCAAAUUUUUACACUUUAUUAGCAGCAACAGGCUACUGGUGGCACUCUGCAGAAGAAUAUUGGAUUUGUUUAUUAGAGGCAGAAAGAAACAGGCGUUGGGUCUUGUGAGCACCUCCUCUCUUGCAGAAAACUAUGUAUGAAGAUGGUAUGACCCCAAAUGACUUGUUAAACAUCAUGCCAUGUCACUGGAUACCAGCCUGAACUCGAUGUCCUCUCAGCCUGGAAAGUCCUACCAGGAAUGAUGGAAGUGCAUGGACUGUGGAACCAACUGACAACACUAUGCUCUUUGUGUACUGGUUGCAAAAAGGACAGCCUCUUGACUUGUCUCCCAGGUCUUUUCAAACUUUUUUUUCAUUUUACUUAUUUGCAAGUAUUCCUUUGUAUAGACAUUGAUAAACAGAGACUGAUACUUCUUUAAAGAAGCCUGAUUCUAUAAUUGAUCUAUUACCCAUUUAUAAUUACCCAUUUUCAUGUUUUGUAAGACAAGGGCCUUUUCUGUUUACUCAGUUCUGAACAAUGUGGGUACACCCGUAUGUAGUUUAAUGUUGAAGAACACGUCACCCAUACCUAAGACACCUCUUUCCACUGACAUGUCUCCAGCAGUGGUUAUUUUAAAGCUAUAGCUUAGCUACACCACCUGAUGCAGAGUUCCUUAUUAGAACACAGACCUCAGCUAUGUUGCCUUUAUCUUUCAUAAGGGUAGAAAUAAGAAGAGUAUUUCACACACCUCUUCCCCUCCUGGAGUUAGUUUUUCUUGACCUAGAGGGGACUGCUCAGAGACAUGACGUCUUCUGGUUUUCAGACAGUUUCACUCAGUUGUAUCCUGCAGUCCUGUCUUUGCAACUCUGCUUAUUUCAGUGUAACUGAAAUGGGAAUAAGGCUCAGAAACAGCAUAAUUUCAAGCUACUGAAAAAAGUACAGGAACUAAUUUUGCAAGUGUUAUUUAUGCUGACACAGCAUGUGCCCAGCAGAGGAACUCUACUGCUCUCAUUGUGACUGCAUAUUAAAAAGAGAAUGACACCCAGCUUGAGUAGAGGGGUUGCAGGGAUGAGCUCUCGGCAAUCUUUAGCUCUUCUUAUCAUUGGCCUAUCCCCACUUUUCCUCUUGCAAAACAUAGUUAUUUGGGAUAAUUUAUUUACAGGAAAUGUUUAAUGAGAUGUAUUUUCUUAGAGAGAUAUUUCUUACACAAAGCUUUGUAGCAGAAUAUAUCUGCAGCUUGUUGACUUUAAUGUAGAAAAAUGUAUAAUAAGAUUAAAUAUAUGAAAUGUCCUUUCCCAUUUCUCCCCAGUUAUUUUAUCCAUAUUAUUUUUCUUAUCUGCUGCUUAAGAGAGUAGAUCUUUCUGGAAAGAUAGGCAAAUCUAUUUUAAAAAAACCCACAACAUAUAUUUUAGCUAUAUAAGAAAAAAGCCUCUGACCGUACUUGUGUCUCAGAGAUCUGCAUAGGUGAGGAAAAUACAUAGGAAGGUCCUCUUAAAAAUCCCCAAGUGUCAUUUCUACAAAACUGGUUAAAGUGGCAAAUAUAUAUAUAUAUAUAUAUGCAUGCUUCUCUUGAGACAGCUUACACCUAAACAUUCAAGAAAAAGUUUUGAAAAUAAGGCACUUGGAUGCAUAAUGUUCAGUCAACCAGGUGGAAUAGGAAAGGUGCCCAGACACUUCCCCUUGAUAGUGACAGAUAA